Messenger RNA from Fonsecaea erecta, 1284 nucleotides. Its product is annotated as tRNA pseudouridine(55) synthase. Bases 1 to 1284 code for a protein of 427 amino acids. Lineage: Eukaryota; Fungi; Ascomycota; Eurotiomycetes; Chaetothyriales; Herpotrichiellaceae. Gene Ontology annotation, cellular component: mitochondrion. The record is from RefSeq and is a predicted model, not a curated record. The transcript is spliced from 2 exons. Gene Ontology annotation, biological process: tRNA modification; mRNA pseudouridine synthesis. Gene Ontology annotation, molecular function: pseudouridine synthase activity; RNA binding.
AUGGCCCAGCCAACAGGCAAGGUCCUCGAGGGGGUCUUUGCCAUCAACAAGCCUCCCAGUAUCUCUUCGGCUCAAGUCCUGCGAGACCUGCAGCACAAAUUCGCAGAGUCUCAAACCUUUGCACCCUUGCUCGAAAAGACAAGAAAAGCCCAAGAAGAACAGGAGCGACACCAGCCAAAGCGCCGCAAACGGGGCAAUGACCAGACAUUCAAGAUGGGUCACGGAGGGACUCUGGACCCGCUGGCAACUGGUGUCUUGACCGUUGGACUAGGCAGGGGUUCUAAAUCCCUUGCCGACUUCCUCAGUUGCAAGAAGACCUAUGAGACGGUAGUGUUGUUCGGAAAGAGCACCGACACUUACGACAUUAUGGGCAAAAUAGUGGCGGAGGCCCCGACCGAAAAUAUCACCAAACAGGUGGUCGAAGACGAAUUGACACGUUUUCGGGGCAAGAUGAAACAGAUCCCCCCCAUUUACAGCGCAAUCAAGAUUGAUGGCAUGAAGUUAUACGAGUAUGCUCGAAGUGGCAAGGAGUUACCCCGGGAGUUGGAGAGCCGGGAAGUCGAGAUCUCAGACUGCACACUGCUCGACUUCUACGGCCCUGGAGAGCAUGACUUCAGGUGGCCGGCGGAGGAAGCGAGUGACGAGGAGAAGGCUCUCGCUCAGAAGAUAAUGGCGGGAGCUGAAGCAACAAAGAAGUCAUUGGGGCAAGAAGCAGCACCCGCGAGCCCCAAAAAUCCCCCCAAGGAGAGGCACCGAGAACACCACCAAAGCAACAAGCUCACGCCUGAGAAAAAGGCGGAGCUGCAUACCCACCAUCUCCCGACACAGGAAGCUGAACCUGCCAAUGCCCCGGCGGCCCGCAUCCGCCUGACUGUGAGCAGUGGCUUCUACGUGCGUUCGUUUGCACAUGAUCUCGGCAUCGCGUGCGGUUCAUAUGGGACGAUGGCAGCCUUGGUUCGAAGCAUACAAGGCGAGUACACCAAUAUCGACCCCGCUCCGGAGGGCUUGAUUCCGGCACUCACGUACUCUGAUCUGGAAGCCGGCGAGGGUGUAUGGGGUCCAAAGAUUGCUGAUGUGCUGGAGAAAUGGAUCGAGGCUCACCCAGCCCCUUCCAACGACAAAAGGCCUGACGACCGUGAUCGAUCAGAUAGAGAUUAUCGUCAUAAGAGGUUCGACCGCGGCGGGCGGGAUGACAGCCGGCCCCAGAGGGCUUGGACCGGUCAGAGACGUUGGGAAGGAUCGAAUAGAUCAAAGCGCCGUAACAGCUCGUCACCUGAGCUAUGA